GUGGAGCCAUUUAAAUCAAUUUCCAAAAUGGCGGCACAGGUCGGGUUGGUUAGAGUCCUCAAAGUGGAAGAAAAACAGAAGGACAAUUCUGAGAAGCUGAACCGGGAGAAGAAGAGAAAAAAGAAGCGAGAGUGCUCACCGUCCAUCGUUAAAAAAGAAAAGAGAAUCAAAGUGCACCAUCACGAACAGCACCGUGAUGGUUACGGUGCAGCGCACCACCACUGCGCAGACAAGGAAUCACUUCGCACGGCCACUACGGGAGCUCCGGCCGCCGUUAUUCCGCUCAUUGCACCUGGUCUCUUUACCUUUUCUCCACUGAAGCUUCCGAAAGUAAAGGGGCAUGACGACAAAGAGAAGCGCGAACAUAGUCGGGAUAAAGAACGGAAACGUCGACCAAAGAAGGAAAACACCGAUGGAGAUGUUGUUAUUAAAGAGCUACCUGACGAGAAUGGCAAAACACAAACAAGCGAGUAUCUGGCUAAGAAGAUGAAAAAGAAAAAGAAGAAAAGGCACAGAGAGGAUCAGAGAGGCAUGCGACUUAAGAUGUACAAUAAAGAGGUGCAAACCAUGUGUGCUGGCUUGACAUGCUUAACCUCUGACCAGCUUCCUGUGGGUCUAGCAGAUGACCUUGCUCUCAAAUAUCUGAAGGAUGAGGAGCUUUGCCAGACGAGGCUGGGCACAGAUGAGUAUAGAACACCCAACGGGGUACAAAUGCCAUACCUCUCGCAUCAUGAUCACUGCAUUCGCAGCAAUUGCUUACGGACAGGCACCAGAUAUGGACAUUUCAUUCACGAGGAACAGCAGCCCAAUGGUGGAGCUUGUGUGCUUCACGCCUAUAUGGAUGAGCUUUCAUUUUUAUCCCCUCAAGAAAUGGAGAGGUUUGCAGAUGAGUUCUUGAGGCUGACAUUUUGUGAAAAUGAGAAGAAGUCUGCUCGUUAUGCUCUGGCAGUUGUUCACGGUGCAGCAGCCUACCUGCCCGAUUUUCUUGAUUAUUUCGCUUUCAACUUCCCAAGCACACCAGUCAAAAUGGAACUUCUUGGCAAGAAAGACAUCGAGACUACAACCAUUGCAAACUUUCACUCUCAGGUUAAUCGGACAUACUGUUCUGGCACAUACAGGGCGGGGCCCAUGCGCCAGAUCAGUUUAGUUGGGGCAGUGGAUGAGGAGGUUGGUGACUAUUUUCCUGAGUUUCUGGAUAUGCUAGAGGAAUCUCCAUUUCUGAAGAUGACUCUGCCAUGGGGUGGUUUGUCAAGCUUGAAACUAAAAUGUCGGUCUCAAAGUGAUGAUGGUCCAAUUAUGUGGGUGAGACCCGGGGAACAAAUGAUUCCCACCGCAGACAUGCCCAAAUCUCCAUUUAAAAGACGAAGGUCAAUGAACGAAAUUAAGAAUCUACAUUACUUGCCCCGUACCAGCGAGCCCCGUGAAGUCUUGUUUGAGGACCGUACUCGAGCUCAUGCAGACCAUGUGGGUCAGGGUUUUGACUGGCAAAGUACAGCAGCAGUUGGUGUCCUAAAGGCUGUUCAGUUUGGAGAAUGGAGUGAUCGACCUCGAAUAACCAAAGACGUGGUUUGUUUUCAUGCAGAAGAUUUCACUGAUGUGGUGCAGAGGCUACAGCUUGAUUUGUAUGAGCCACCUGUUUCUCAGUGUGUUCAGUGGGUAGAUGACGCAAAGCUAAACCAGCUCCGAAGAGAAGGCAUUCGCUAUGCCAGGAUCCAGCUGUGUGACGACGACAUUUAUUUCAUUCCCCGCAAUGUCAUCCAUCAGUUUAAAACCGUGUCGGCAGUGUGCAGCUUAGCCUGGCAUAUAAGGCUAAAGCAGUACCACCCUGAAAGUGAAACGGCACCCCACUGUUCAGAGUGCAGCACCCCUUCAGAGACUGAUGCCAAAGUGUUAAGGCCCGUGUCCGUAUCGGAGCCCAAUGCGACAGACAAGAGAGACCUGCCACCUGCACCAAAAUCACCAGCACAGCAAACGGUCAGCCCAGUACAGCCGAAGUCAGCGGUGCAGGCCUCCCACCAGUCAAUGCCAAGUGUGGCCCUGAAGACGGUGCCUUCUCUUCAUUUGGACUCUCAAUCAGACCACUUCACAGCACUCUAAUGUCUUUUGGGCUGGAAGUGGAAGUUUUUUUAUAGGGGUAUAGUGGAAUAACACCAUUCCGCCGUGGAAAAUAGGAGAUUAUGACCCUGUUUACAUAGAUAAACAUUUUGUAAUACCGUAAGGUGUAAACUAAGAUGUGUUCUCCUCAUUAUGGUAAAAAUCUGCUAUGGCACAUGGAGGUGACUGUGUUCAGUACCAGGUGAAGGAGUGGACUCUUCACCACUCUUGACUGACUGUACCAGUAAUGAAGUUAAGACUGUAUCAGAUGAACCUCGUUGAUGCUCCUUGGUGCCUCUUUUACAUUUUGACAUCGGAUGUUGUUCCAGACCACAGCUUUAACCAUCAGGCUGCAUUUGAACAGUGAGAGCAUAAGGAGGCAAGCCAGGAAUGAAAAACUGUUUACCUGUCUGAACAGGGUCUUUGGGAAGACAAGAGCACUUAACAGAAAUAAUAGGAAAGGGAAGUCAAUAAAGAAUUUUAUUCUUCCUGGGUGUUUGAAAUAAAUCUACACACUUUUCUGCCUUUUUACAUAAAUGUAUAAAGAUUUCUUUUUAAUUUCCUACAGCUUUAAGAUAGGCAUCACCCAGUAUAGAAAACAAGCCAGCCGAUCUUAAUCUCGAUUUUCAGUGUAGUAUUUGACUUUUUUAUUGUUUCCAAUUGUUUGUGAGUUUUCAAAUAUUUGCUUAGCAAACUAAUAGCUAGGUGUGGCAGACUAUGGACUUGCAGUAGGUGUGCAUGCCACUAUUGUGGCAAACUCUCUAGCAAGCCAGAAAAUCAUCUUUCCGGAUCUGUGUCUCUUCGGAAGGUGAGCAGCUGGCCACAUGGACAUCCAGGUUUCAUUUCAAAUGAUAUGUCUCCUCUCUUUGUACUCUUCCACUAUUUAAAUCUGUUAGAUGUAUUUAUUACAAAAAAAGAAAUAAAGACCAAUCAUGUUUUCUGCUUGA
This is a messenger RNA of Polypterus senegalus (gray bichir), 3041 nucleotides long. Its product is annotated as lysine-specific demethylase 9. Lineage: Eukaryota; Metazoa; Chordata; Cladistia; Polypteriformes; Polypteridae. Bases 28 to 2097 code for a protein of 689 amino acids. The record is from RefSeq and is a predicted model, not a curated record. The transcript has 7 exons. Gene Ontology annotation, cellular component: nucleus.